AUGGACGGAAGUGGCGCUUACAACCCUCGCACCGUGGAGGAGGUGUUUAGGGAUUUCAAAGGUCGUAGGGCUGGCAUGAUUAAGGCUUUAACCACUGAUGUUCAGGAGUUUUACCGACUUUGCGAUCCCGACAAGGAGAACCUGUGCCUUUACGGGCACCCGAAUGAGACCUGGGAAGUGAAUUUACCAGCUGAGGAGGUUCCCCCGGAGCUACCAGAGCCUGUCUUGGGCAUCAACUUUGCCAGAGAUGGGAUGCAGGAAAAGGAUUGGCUGUCCCUUGUUGCCGUGCACAGUGAUGCAUGGCUUCUUGCUGUUGCCUUCUUUUUUGGGGCCAGGUUUGGUUUUGACAAAGCUGAUAGGAAAAGGCUUUUCAACAUGGUGAAUGACCUCCCAACAAUUUUCGAGGUUGUUGCUGGCACUGCAAAGAAACAAGCCAAGGAUAAGUCCUCUGUUUCCAACAACAGCAGCAACAAGUCCAAAUCAAACUCCAAGCGGGGAUCAGAGACGCGCCCGCCCAAGUUCACAAAGCCGGAGCCGAAAGAGGAAGAGGAAGAGGAAGGAGCUGAAGAGGAUGAAGAUGAUGAGCAAGGUGAGACACAGUGUGGGGCAUGUGGUGAGAGCUACGCCGCCGAUGAGUUCUGGAUCUGCUGCGACCUGUGUGAGAACUGGUUCCAUGGCAAGUGUGUGAAGAUCACACCAGCCAGGGCUGAGCACAUCAAGCAGUAUAAGUGCCCAUCUUGCAGCAACAAGAGGGCUCGGUCCUAA
Molecule: messenger RNA, 765 nt
Organism: Microthlaspi erraticum
Lineage: Eukaryota; Viridiplantae; Streptophyta; Magnoliopsida; Brassicales; Brassicaceae
Source: the annotation of a GenBank genome assembly